AUGUCGGCGGAAGCAACAUAUGGCGUUGGUUUAGGUCUAGGUCUAGACUUGAACAAGAGCCCGCCCAAGGCUGAUCUGCAGUUGCAACCCACCGUCGGCGCCCCGGCCGACUGCCCCGCGCAGGCGCCGGAGCCACCGCUGCAGACCUGCUCUGCGCCGGCCAAAAGCGCGAGCGUUGAUCCGCGCAAGUAUAGCCUGCCACUGGCCAUCUUGCCAGCACCGCAGCCAGCUGGUGCUGCCCCUGCCUUGCCCCCUGGUCUGGCGAAUCCCCAGGUGCCCCCAGCCCUGUCAUCCCCGCUGCAGCCUGCACGAUCAGGGAAUUCGAGGCAGCGGGUCAAGAAGAGGGGCCGGCCACCGAGCCCCACCGGCAGGAAGGGGCCGAAGGGUCGUUUUGAGAUUCUCUCUUUAUCUGGCUCAUAUGUGCCGAUAGAAUUAGAUGGAGUGGUCAUUGGAAGGUUUCAAGGUGAUGAUAAAAAGCAGCUUGGACAGGCUGGUACCACUGAGACUAUGGGUGCUAUGAAUGGAGGAUCACAUGGCGAGCUACGAAUUGUGCCAAACUAG
Molecule: messenger RNA, 561 nt
Organism: Brachypodium distachyon (stiff brome)
Lineage: Eukaryota; Viridiplantae; Streptophyta; Magnoliopsida; Poales; Poaceae
Product: atherin-like
Exons: 3
Coding region: 1-561 (186 amino acids)
Source: RefSeq, a predicted model, not a curated record